AUGGCAGAUCAAACGCGGUACAAUCCCCGCAUUAGGCGCCUCCCACGCUUUCCUCCCGCCGUAGCCGCCGCCCGUCAUGACAACCAUCGUUACACCCGACUGAAUCCUAAUCUCAACACGGUCAAAGUCAUAGGGUCGAGAGAUUCAUCCGGGCCUCGGCGGUGCAAUGCCACCCCCUGUUGUUUUGAGACGUCUCUCGACACGAUCAAAGUCAUAGGGUCGAGAGGUUCAUCCGAUGACUUUGAUCCUAUGGCGGCGCAAUGUCACCCCCUGUUGCUGGCCCGCUCUCACCCUCCCCACCCCUGCUCCCUUCCGACGCGGGACGCUGGCGCCCCUGCCGCUGCUGCGUCUCCCUCCGCAUUCGCCCCACCGUUUCCGAGACGAGACGCGAGCUACCGUAGAGUCGUGACUGUCCACUCACCCUCCACACCGUACCCUCCCUCCCUCCCUGCUGGUGGAACCAUUGGAGCUACUGUGAAGGAGUGCAACCUGUGUGUAUUAACAUUCUCUGUUGAAGACAAUCACUUUGUGAUUGUUCUUGCCUUAUCCACUGCGGUGGUAAGGAUAUUUUGCAACAGAGGUGUUUUUCACAUUGCUGUGGUUGCUGAACUGGAAGCUUGUGUGCAGAAGAUUGAUCUGAACAAUAUGGAUGAGGAAAUGGAUGACAAAGAACCUGCUGGAAACUCAUCUGCUAAGGACCCUGCAGCUGCUGAAAAUUCCAAGGAACAGGAAAGGGAGUCUCAGGGGGAUGACAUUGAGCUGGAGGGCGAAGAGGAUAUUCUGCAUGCUGAAAUUGCUAAGCUGCAGGAUCACGCUGCUGAGCAGGAUACGCGCAUCCAGCAGCAGCAGUCUCUCAUCUCCACGCUCAGGGGGGAGCUCUCUGACCAGGACAACAAAAUCAAGUACCUGGAAGUUGAGCUCAAGAACAUGAAGCACGAUGCGCGGGAGCAAGGUCACCAGCUGGCGCGGCAGACCUCAAAGAUCAACGAUCUGCGCGAGGCUUUCAACGCCCUUCGGAGGGAGACCAUGUAUCGCCCUGCACCGCGAGCGGACCCGCCCGCCAACUCUGCUAGCGGUCGCACCAACCCUUCUCGCUCUGGUGGUGCAGUGGGUGACCCCGGUCCUUCUACGCAGCGCGCUGCUGAGCCGAGCACGCAGGCCUUUGGCUCUCUGCAAUUUCCAUGCUUAUGCCAAAACCACUACCCAGCCGCAGCAGACUUCAAGGCCGUCGUCUAG
Messenger RNA from Closterium sp. Yama58-4, 1236 nucleotides. The record is from the annotation of a GenBank genome assembly. NCBI's taxonomy places the organism in Eukaryota, Viridiplantae, Streptophyta, Zygnematophyceae, Desmidiales, Closteriaceae.